Ictidomys tridecemlineatus (thirteen-lined ground squirrel) is the source of this 7810-nucleotide messenger RNA. NCBI's taxonomy places the organism in Eukaryota, Metazoa, Chordata, Mammalia, Rodentia, Sciuridae. The record is from RefSeq and is a predicted model, not a curated record.
GAAGGUGUGUGAAGAGGGGCCCUGGAGAAGGGCAGCGAGGAGCUGAUUCUGCCCUCUCACCCCGCAGGGAGAUCUCCAGGUACAUCUCCACCUUCUAGAAGGUUCUGCCCAAGGUCACUCCUUCCUCCUCUGAGCAGCCUUUGGUAAAUAGACUUAUUCAUGUGCCAGGUGCCAACCAUUAUGGUGGCUCCUGGAAGGUGACGAGGAGCCCCUGGCCUGCCCAGCCCAGGGGAAGUGCCGGCCAGUGGCUGCUGGCAUCUGCUGCUCUGUGGGAGGAGGGGGAGGCCAGGCAUCCCGGCUAUGUGGACCUCGCGGUCUCCGUGUCCCUGGGCCCUGGCAUCUUGCUCCACAGGUCUGAGCCUGUCCCUCCUGGUGGGAGGGAAUGAAGCCCCCAGAAGCCCACCAAGGUCACGGCUGUGGGAGGUGCUGGCCCAAGUCUGUCUGGAGGAAGUGACAAUGGAGGUGUGAGGCCUGUACCUGGGGGGUCCUGGGGCUGACCUGAGCGUGGUGCAGAUGAGGGGCUGGUUCGCAUCAGGGGUCCCCCAGCCUGGGGCUGGCUUUGCCCCUCUCUGCUUGGAAUUCUCUGCACAAGCCCCGCUCCUUGGGGUGCCCUGUUUACUUUUCCUGGUGGCACUGCCUGGACAGUGGCCUCCCAGCUGCUGCAGUCAAUGGCCACUGCCUGGGUGGCCGGCACGGCAGAUGCUGUUCUUCCUCCGUUCUGGAGGCCAGAGUUUCAAACCCAGGGCUCCAGGGCCAGCUCCCUGUGCGGGCUCCAGGGGAGGCUCCUUCCUGCCUCCCCCAGCCUCCAGCGCCUAGUGCCCCUCCGCUAAAGCCCGUCCCUCCAGCCCUGCCUCCAUCUUCACGUGGCUUUUCUCCUGUCCCUGGAGUUCACUGUCCCCCAGUUGAGCCAGCCUGCCUGCUGGAGGUCCUUGGCAGAAGUACAUCCAUGCAGACCCCUCCCAGUAAGGUCACACUCCGUUUCCCGGGAUCAGGAUGGGGCCCACGUGUGCUUGCUGCUUGAAAACGUGUUGGAUGAAAUGCACUUUACCUGCAGCGUCCAGGUCUCUCCGCCUGUGAGAGCCUGGUGCUGAGCACACGGUCCUUAACACAGAGGGCCUGUGCGGGAAGCCCGGGCUGCAGCCAGCUCUCACACCUGAGCAGGCGUCUCAAACCACCUUUGUCUGGUGCACCCUCCUGGAAAGGUCGCCUUCAAUGCCAGCCUUGUGAGUGAAGUUAAUGGCCAAAUAAAUUCCAGGGGCCUCUGCGGCAGGUGCCUUGUCAGGAGACAGAGGUGGGUCAUGGGGUGACACCACCUUCAGAGAGAGUGAGCCGGGGUUGACGAGCCAGGCCUCCAUGCCCGCGGUGCCCGCGGCAGACAUUUCAGGAAAGACUGGAUGCCUGCUCAGGUCCCGCCCGUGUGCCAGGCGGGGUCACGCUCAGCUGCCACCCUCAGGAAGUCCAGGCAGCUGCCAUAUGGGAGGGAUUCCUCGAGGGUGGCCUCCAGAAUUCUCCAGACAGAAACAACAAACCAGCAGACAAACUCCCAGAAGAAGAAGAAUCUUGAAGAUGUCGAGACGACCGUGCACUCUAUAGGAGGUGAGAGGCCAAGAGGGACCUGAAGACAAUCACAGAGGGCAGGUGUGACCGUGGGCGCGGGGGCGUUGGAACACCCUGCUCGUUUCAAAAUCAAAGUGAAAGAGGAAGGCGAGGAGAAGAGGGCUUGCCUCAGGAAGCCUCAAAGGAGGCGUGAGAGGGGCCGAGAAGCCAGUGGACUCACCUCCGCUCAGCAGAACCCGGGGAACACCAGCGGGCACGGAGGAAAACGGCUCAGGAAAGACGCUGGAAGGGGACGCGCUGCUCUUGCCUUCCCGUGUCUGACCAGCAGUCUCCACUAAACAAGGGCACGAACCCCGUAACCAGAAAGUCAGGGUGAACAGACGCAGACCUAUUCACAGAGAAAACACCAACAAUCUACAAAGAACGCGCCAACUUCGUCUGGAUUGGUUUUGGUUUGGGUACUGGGGAUUGAACCCAGGGGCACUCAACCCCUGAGCCACAUCCCUGGCCAUUUUUUUGUAUUUUACUUAGACACAGGGUCUCACUGAGUUGCCUAAGUCCUUGCUAAGUUGCUGUGGCUGGCCUUGAACCCACCAUCCUCCUGCCUCAGCCUCCAGAGUCGCUGGGAUUCCAGGAGUGCUCCACCCACACACCAACUUCUCUAGUGCCAUCAAAACGCUUAGGGAAAGGGCUCACAGGUCCAUCACCGGCUCAGGAAAGGCACAUGCAGCAGAUGUGUGGCAGGCUGCAUUGACUAAUCACCAUGCAAAACCCGUGCCCAUCAAGGGGUGACCGGUCACAGCUGCGCUCUCUGGGGUCCACUCCAAUGUCCUUGUUCCCCACCCCAAAACCUACAUGGAGGGCACUCCCAAGCCUUGCCUUCUCCGGGUUGGACAGGGACCAUGGUAUUGGGAUCUUAGAGAUGGGGAUUUUGGGGGGAAGACGGAGGCCAGAGUCCUACCUGCGGCUGUGGGUGCCGCGCCACCUGGAGAAGACUCCCCGGUCAGCACUCUUGGGAAACCCUGAGGUUCCUGGCCCCCAGGAGUUCUGUCCCGGAUCAGCACUAGCCUAAAAUCAUGGGGUGCUUGUGGGAAAGACCCUGAGAGCUCACCCUGUCCUUUAGUGUCAACCACAGAGUCUCCUGGGGACUUGCCAGGUCAGGCCCUCCUGGUGCAAGCUUCAGCCUGACCUGCGUGCGCGGUGGACCUGAGGUCGGUUCUGGGCACCUCCCCUUGACCCCCCGGAGCCCUGUCCACCCUUCCCCACUCCUGGCCCAGGGAGCUGUGUCCCUGGCUCCCUUGACAGCUGGCUUUGGGUCAGAGCCAUGCCCUCCAGGGUCACUCUCGCAUCCACACAGCUGCCCUCUGCAGGUGACUGCCCUCCAGGCCCCUACUAAUGACCUGAGUCAGGCGCACUUGCUUCUGCUCUCUGUGCCCUGCCCUCCUUUGGAACCCUGUUUCUCAAACUCUGGGACCCUGAUUCAUCCAGGUAGGUGGUGACGUCCUCAUUUUAUGGAUGUGAAAACUGAGGGGCGUGCAGGUGAAGAAAGUUGUACAAGGUCACACAUCAGAAAGGAAAGGACUGGAAUUCCAAUCUGGCCCACCCAGCUGCCCAGCUCUGCUUCUAGCAGGGGCCUGCCCCUUCCCUAAGCUGGGGGGCAGGUGGGGGGUGCAGCCCGCGCAGGGACCUCUUUAGUUUCAGUUAAAGGGGGAGAUGCAGGAGAGACACCAAGAGCCACCAGAAUUUUCCAUCAGGUGGAACCGGGCUGGGUGGCCACCUUGGGGAGCAGUUGAAGUCGGUGGCAAAUAUUUGCUUAGAAGGGGCCACUCAAUUGCAAGGACAAACAACACACAUGUCAUCUCCCACAGCACCUCCCUCUACAGAUGAGGACGCUGAGGGCAGAGAGUGGCAUGUCCUUCCCCAAAGCCACCCUCGACUCAGUGGUGGGUCUCAUUGUAUGGAUUCUAGUCCCAUCUGAAGCCAAGUCACUUGGCAGCAGGAAACCGUCUACACUGCACACCCACUGUCAUGCCCUGGGGGCCAUGCGAGUCCAGCGGCUUCCUUGUCACGGCCCGAUGAGAACAUGCUGUAUGCCAAGUCCUGCCCCAGCCCCGUGCCACACUGCCCCCCGGACCCUGAAUUUCACCAGGAAGGAGGUACUGUCCUGGUGGCCGUUGACAGAGAAACUCAGGAGACCUCCCAAGGCCCACGGUUAGCAGGCACCAGAGACCCUCUGCAGAUGAGGACGGGGGCCAUGUUGGCCGAAGGCAGAAGUGGUCCUCCAGCCUCCUGCUGCUAGGAUUCCCUCCCAGGGCCCAGGGGAUGAGGUCUCAGCCUUGUGCUCCAGGUCAGUUACAGGGGAGGCCAGGUGGCUCAGAGAGGCCAGGUGACUCAUGCAGAGCCACACAGCAGCAGGUAGGGAUCUGACUCAGCUCCAGGCCACGCUGCUGCCCAUGUUAGUGUUAACCAGCUUGGCUCCUCAACAGACUCCCUGUCCUGCCCCAGCGCACAGUCAUACGGAAGACUCAGGGUGGGGAGGUAGGAGAACAGGACUUUAAACCAGACUUGGCCCCGGGGUUCCUCACUCCAGGAGUUUCUUGUGACAAAUUUGGGAAACAGCCUAGGAUCUGAGGCCCGCAGCUGCUCCCUGGCCCGCGGUCAGUCGGCCACUGCAGUCCCCAAGGGAUCAGGGUCCCCCCUCCCAGCACUCGCGGGGCGGGGCCAGGGAUGCCGAGCGCCGCCCCGUGCGCAUCCCCGCCCAGGGGCGGGCCCUCACCUGGGCGGGCAGGUAGGUAGCUACCUGGUAACCUGGACUGGCCCGGAGGCUCGGCGCACAGCGGGCGGCGGCUUCGCUGGGGCCCGGAGACGCAGGCAGGGGCGGCCGCCGGCCGACGCGAGGCCGUGGGGGACUCCUCCGCUCACCAUGGCCGAGAGACGCUUCAGGUUCCUGCAGAAACUCGCCUUCUGGGGCCAGGGCCACCAGUACCAGGCGCUGGAGAGGGACGAGGUGGAAACCCUGAUCGACGGGCCACGCGAGCCGAAAGCCCCCGAAAAAGAGAGGUCGGUCCCAGCUCUGCCCCCCAAGGAAGCCUGCAAGUGCCACAAGGAGGACCUGGCCAGAGCGCUGCACGUGGACUUGGACAAGGGACUGUCGGAGUUUGCGGUGACGCAGCGCAGGAUGGUCCACGGCUGGAACGAGUUUGUGGCUGACAACGCGGAGCCCGCGUGGAAGAAGUACCUGGACCAGUUUAAGAACCCCCUGAUCCUGCUGCUGCUGGGGUCCGCCCUGGUGAGCGUCCUCACCAAAGAGUACGAGGACGCGGUCAGCAUCGCCAUGGUCACAGACCUCCUGGUGGACGAGUCCAGCUUUACUGGGGAGGCCGAGCCCUGCAGCAAGACGGACACCCCCUUGGCAGGCGGGGAGGACCUGAGCUCGCUGCCCAACAUCGUCUUCAUGGGCACCCUGGUGCAGUGUGGGAAGGGCCAGGGCGUCGUGAUCGGAACCGGGGAGAAGUCUCAGUUCGGCGAAGUGUUUAGGAUGAUGCAGGCGGAAGAGACGCCUAAAACCCCGUUGCAGAGGAGCAUGGACAAGCUGGGGAAGCAGCUGACGCUCUUCUCCUUCGGCAUCAUUGGUGAGUCAGGGGGUGCCUGCUGGGCCCAGAGAUGGGGAGCUGUCCUGGGGCAGGGCACCUGGUGUCCCUCGAGGAUCUUGCUGCUCAGAUGCUUGAGGCUGGGGUUGGGGUCAGGGACGCUCCAACGGCAGCAGGAGGUUUUGCCUCAGAGCAGGCCGAGUGUCCAUGUGAAGUGUGGCUCCUGGGACUGUCCAUCCAGCCUGGCCGUGGCAGCCAUCCCAGAGGGUCUGCCCAUCGUGGUCAUGGUGACGCUGGUCCUGGGAGUGCUCCGGAUGGCCAAGAAGCGGGUCAUUGUGAGGAAGCUGCCCAUCGUGGAGACGCUGGGCUGCUGCAACGUCAUCUGUUCUGAUAAGACGGGGACCUUGACAGCCAAUGAGAUGACAGUGACCCAGCUCGUCACGUCCGACGGACUCCACGCCGAGGUCAGCGGAGUCGGGUACAAUGGCAAAGGGACCGUGUGUCUUCUGCCGUCCAAGGAGGUCAUCAGGGACUUUUCCAACGUCUCCGUGGGGAAGCUGGUGGAGGCAGGCUGUGUCGCCAACAACGCUGACAUCAGGAAGAACACGGUGGUGGGCCAGCCCACAGAGGGCGCCUUGAUCGCGCUGGCCAUGAAGAUGGACUUGGGUGACAUUAAGGAUUCCUACAUCAGAAGAAAGGAGAUCCCCUUCAGUUCAGAGCAGAAGUGGAUGGCGGUGAGGUGCAGCCGCAAGAACGAGGACGGGGACGACGUCUACUUCAUGAAGGGGGCCUUGGAGGAGGUGAUGCACUCCUGCACCACGUACAACAGCGGGGGCCUCCCGCUGCCCCUGACCCCCCAGCAGCGCGCCUUCUGCCUGCAGGAAGAGAAGAGGAUGGGGUCGCUGGGCCUGCGGGGUCAGUGCCGGCCAGCCGGGCCGUCUACUGGGCACAUCACGGUUUUAGGGCACAGAUUCCUCAUCUGCUAGUGUCCUGUUGCUGUGACAAAGUACCUGAGAGAAAACGUUUAAAAAGGAGGAAAGGUUCGUGUUGCUCCAGUGUCCCCCAGCCGGGGGCUCUGCGGCCCCGCACAGCCCACAGGGCCAGGCCAGGAGGAGGUGCUGGAGGGGUCCUCUGGCUGUAGCCUCCGGCGCCUGCUCUUCCCAAAGGCUCUGCAGGAGUCAGGGGCAAUUGUGGCCAUGACGGGGGACGGUGUGAACGACGCGGUGGCCCUCAAGUCUGCAGACAUCGGCAUCGCUAUGGGGCAGUCGGGGACUGACGUCAGCAAAGAGGCCGCCACCAUGAUCCUGGUGGACGACAACUUCUCCACCAUCAUGAGCGCCGUGGAGGAAGGCAAGGCCAUCUUCCACAACAUCAAGAACUUCGUCCGGUUCCAGCUGAGCACGAGCAUCUCGGCCCUGAGCCUGCUCACCCUCUCCACCGUGUUCAACCUGCCCAGUCCCCUCAACGCCAUGCAGAUCCUGUGGGUCAACAUCAUCAUGGACGGGCCACCCGCACAGAGGUGGGCCACCCUCCACAGGCAGCACUGCCCCCAGAGGGCUCACGGCACACCCAGAGCCAGGUCCUCGGUGGCCGCCCUCAGCUGUGGUCAGGAGAUGGAUGCAUCUACAGCUCCCGCCAUGGAGCUGGGGGCCGGAGGCGGUGGCUGGCCAGGGCCUGGUCUGUGGCACAGGCUCUGUCCUGGGCUCCGGAUCCCGGACGCCGGGGCCAGCACCCCGCGCACCACCACCAUGACCUUCACGUGCUUCGUGUUUUUCGACCUCUUCAACGCCCUGACCUGCCGCUCCCAGACCAAGCUGGUCCUCGAGAUCGGCUUCCUCAGGAACCGCAUGUUCCUCUACUCGGUCCUCGGGUCCCUCCUGGGGCAGCUGGCCGUCAUCUACGUCCCGCCCCUGCAGAGGGUCUUCCAGACGGAGAACCUGGGAGCGCUGGGUGAGUGCGGGCUUGAGGAGAGGUCACUAACAGCUGCAGGUGCUGCCCCCGCCCCUGCCAGGCAAGGGCCCGGGGGCUUGUGGGUGGUGCGCCCUGGGAUGCCGAAGCCCCACACACCGCGGCAGGCGGGCAGCUGCUCUGCCUUGGACCUGGGCAGGAGGGAGGCAUGAGGGGACGCAGAGGACACAGGAGGCUCAGGAAGAGGCCCCUUCGCCAGGAGUAGGGCCUGGGAGGGGUCCACAUCCGGCCCUUAGGGCAGGAGGACCAGCCACACACACGAGGCCCCCGGGUACAGCGGGCAGGACUGUAAGCUCAGCCCUUGAUGUCCCCUCAGCUGGGGAGCGUGGCCUGGACCCCAAGCCUUCUGUGACUUUGACAUUUCUGGAGACCAGAAGCUGGGCCACCCUACAGUUCUUGCUAAAACAGACCUGAUUUAGUGACAUGGAGUCCCGAGACACCCGGUAGGGGACCCAGGACUCCCAUGUCCCCAGCCAGGCUGGCAGGGGAGGGAACAGUCCCUAACCCCAGCAAGGAAGGUUGUGCGGGGGUCACCUGAAGGGCAGCAGUGUCCAGAGGGCUCGCCCCUCUCCCUCCUGGUUCAGUCUGGCCCGUCCCCCUGAGGAGCAGAGGGCUGGUCCCCAGGGCUGAGCACAGGGUGGCCUGUGGCUUGUCCCUGCUCAGGAGGGACCUGCGAUGACCGGUGAGGUCUGAGG